GCGGCGGCGGCGGGGGGCGCGCGGCUCCGGGCGCGGUGCCUGCACCAUGAACUACCAGCAGCAGCUGGCCAACUCGGCUGCCAUCCGGGCCGAGAUCCAGCGCUUCGAGUCGGUCCACCCCAACAUCUACUCCAUCUACGAGCUGCUGGAGCGCGUGGAGGAGCCGGUGCUGCAGAAUCAGAUCCGGGAGCACGUCAUCGCCAUCGAAGAUGCCUUUGUGAACAGCCAGGAAUGGACAUUAAGUCGAUCCGUCCCGGAGCUCAAAGUGGGCAUCGUGGGUAAUUUGGCCAGUGGCAAGUCGGCCCUGGUGCAUCGCUAUCUGACUGGCACGUACGUCCAGGAGGAGUCUCCCGAAGGUGGCAGAUUCAAGAAAGAGAUUGUUGUUGACGGACAGAGCUAUCUGCUGCUCAUCAGAGAUGAAGGGGGCCCUCCGGAGGCCCAGUUUGCCAUGUGGGUGGACGCUGUUAUAUUUGUCUUCAGCUUGGAGGAUGAGAUAAGUUUCCAGACGGUCUACCACUACUACAGCCGGAUGGCCAACUACCGGAACACGAGUGAGAUUCCGCUGGUCCUGGUGGGAACCCAGGAUGCCAUCAGCUCCACCAACCCGCGGGUCAUCGACGACGCCAGGGCGCGGAAGCUCUCCAGCGACCUCAAGAGGUGCACGUACUACGAGACGUGCGCCACGUACGGGCUGAACGUGGAGAGGGUCUUCCAGGACGUUGCCCAGAAGAUUGUUGCCACGAGGAAGAAGCAGCAGCUGUCCAUCGGGCCCUGCAAGUCCCUCCCCAACUCUCCGAGCCACUCAUCUGUCUGUUCCGCACAGGUGUCUGCUGUGCACAUCAGCCAGACAAGUAACGGAGGCGGGAGUCUGAGCGACUAUUCCUCCUCUGUCCCGUCCACGCCGAGCACCAGCCAAAAGGAGCUGCGUAUCGACGUACCGCCCGCGGCCAACACGCCCACGCCCGUCCGCAAGCAGUCCAAGCGCCGGUCCAACCUCUUCACCUCUCGGAAAGGGAGUGACCCAGACAAAGAGAAAAAAGGCCUGGAGAGCCGGGCGGACAGCAUCGGGAGCGGUCGAGCCAUCCCAAUUAAACAGGGCAUGCUGCUGAAGCGAAGUGGCAAAUCACUGAACAAAGAAUGGAAAAAGAAAUACGUCACCCUGUGUGACAAUGGUGUGCUGACCUAUCAUCCAAGUUUACAUGAUUACAUGCAGAAUGUUCAUGGCAAAGAGAUUGAUCUUCUGAGAACCACUGUGAAAGUCCCAGGGAAGAGGCCCCCCCGAGCCACAUCAGCCUGCGCGCCCAUCUCCAGCCCGAAAACCAACGGUCUGUCCAAGGACAUGAGCAGCUUGCACAUCUCACCAAAUUCAGGGAAUGUCACUAGUGCGCCUGGGUCUCAGAUGGUGAGCGGCGUCAGCCUGGGCUCCUUCAACAGCCGACCGGACGGCAUGCAGCAACGGUCCUACUCUGUCUCCAGUGCCGACCAGUGGAGCGAGGCUACGGUCAUUGCAAACUCAGCCAUCAGCAGUGACACAGGGCUCGGUGACUCCGUGUGCUCCAGCCCAAGCAUCUCCAGCACCACCAGCCCCAAGCUCGACCCGCCCCCCUCCCCUCACGCCAACAGAAAGAAGCAUCGGAGGAAGAAAAGCACCAGCAACUUCAAAGCCGAUGGCCUCUCAGGCACUGCUGACGCCAAACGCAAAGCAUGGAAACUAAACCGUGUUGGUAGCCUGCGAAAUAUCCACAACAGCAGCACCAACACCGAAGAACAAGAAGAAAACUUUGAGUUUAUCAUUGUGUCCCUCACUGGCCAGACGUGGCACUUUGAAGCCACCACCUACGAGGAGCGAGACGCAUGGGUCCAGGCCAUCGAGAGCCAGAUCCUCGCCAGCUUACAGUCGUGCGAGAGCAGCAAGAAUAAGUCCCGACUGACCAGCCAGAGUGAGGCCAUGGCCUUGCAGUCGAUACGGAACAUCCGAGGGAACUCCCACUGUGUGGACUGCGAGACCCAAAAUCCCAACUGGGCCAGUUUGAACUUGGGAGCCCUCAUGUGCAUUGAGUGCUCAGGGAUCCACCGGAAUCUUGGCACCCACCUUUCUCGAGUCCGAUCUCUGGACCUUGAUGACUGGCCCAUUGAGCUUAUCAAGGUGAUGUCGUCCAUUGGGAAUGAGCUGGCCAACAGCAUCUGGGAGGAGAGCACACAGGGGCGGACGAAGCCCUCGCUGGACUCCACGAGGGAAGAGAAGGAGAGGUGGAUCCGGGCCAAGUACGAGCAGAAGCUCUUCCUGGCCCCGCUGACGUGCACGGAGCUGUCCCUGGGCCAGCACCUGCUGCGGGCCACCGCCGACGAAGACCUGCGGAUGGUCAUCUUGCUGCUGGCGCAUGGCUCCCGGGACGAAGUGAACGAGACCUGCGGGGAGGGGGACGGCCGCACGGCACUGCACCUGGCCUGCCGGAAGGGCAAUGUGGUCCUGGCCCAGCUCCUCAUCUGGUACGGGGUGGACGUGAUGGCCCGCGACGCGCACGGGAACACGGCGCUGGCCUACGCGCGGCAGGCCUCCAGCCAGGAGUGCACCGACGUCCUGCUGCAGUACGGCUGCCCCGACGAGCGCUUCGUGCUCAUGGCCACCCCCAACCUGUCCAGGAAGAACAAUAACCGGAACAACAGCGGCGGGAGGGUGCCCACCAUCAUCUGAGGACCGGCGGUGCCCGCAGCCUCCCACGCGCCCUCAGGGAUCACGCCACGUGAGUCCCGUCGCGUCCCCUCACUCCUCCUGGUGGUCCCCAGCCAACCCCCCCACGCCUCCACCCCCCACCCCCUCACGCCAAGCGAAAUCACAAAACCUGGAUGGUCUUCAAGGGGCGAAGAGGAGGCCCGGAGGCUGGAGCAUUGAUUCCUUUGCAUAAACUCCCUGAUCAACACACAGGAGCGACCGGCGGGCCUGGGUUUGUUGAUGGUAGCACACGGCGCCGGACCCUGGUCCCUCCGGAGGCCGGGAGACAGAGGGUGGCACAAGGGACGGGACGUGGGGGAGGGGAGGCGCGUAGCCAGGAGAAGGGGCGGCUCCCCUUAACGCGCAGGUCAGCACCUCAGUACAUUUCACCUCCACCAGACGGAACACUUGGGUUUCAUCUCUUCUCCGAGGAGCUUGACGGCAUAAAUCAGAAGCAAGCAGAGUUUGUCAGGUUUGAAGCCCCUAUGAUGGUAUGUGUCAAAUCAGUUGUAGCUAAUCUGUCCAGGGAGAAUACUGGCUUCAUUACACUCGUAUAGUUGAGUUCUUCCAGCAUUACCACUGUUUAAUAGAACAUGAUUAGUCAUCACCGGGAAGAAAGCAUAUUAGCCAAGGAGGUAGUUACACAGCACGCUCUGAUGAUUGUCACGAUGUGAUUGCAAUACUCUUAGAAGCAUCAUAUUAUCCCAGACAUGUUCUUUCAAGCCCUUGGAGCCCUCCUUUCUAAAUUCACUGUCAUAAUUUAGUAUCUGUUUAAUUUUUCAGUCCAAAGAGAGGAAAUCAGUUGCCGAGUAUUAUUUGACGGCAGUCUCCUUGGCGCAAAAACAAAAUGGAAAAAAUAAAUAAGAGUGACUUGGAAGUUCAAAAGGAAAUCACGAAUUCAGCUAACAACAGCAUUUUGAGCACAUUUAGUGAACUAAGUAAAUGCGUAAAAGGCUAUUUUUGCCCAAACCUGAGAGAUACUCUGUGUCCUUUUGCCGAGGUGGGUGUCUUGGGUCUCAGUCGCUCUGGGGCCACGUUGCCCAAGUCACACAGGCUUCUGUAUUCUGUCUUUAGAUGAGAUGUGUUGAAAAUCUAUUUGAAUAAAAGAAGUUCAUAAA
This is a messenger RNA of Mesoplodon densirostris (Blainville's beaked whale), 3831 nucleotides long. RefSeq names its product ArfGAP with GTPase domain, ankyrin repeat and PH domain 1 (gene AGAP1). Lineage: Eukaryota; Metazoa; Chordata; Mammalia; Artiodactyla; Ziphiidae. The record is from RefSeq and is a predicted model, not a curated record. Gene Ontology annotation, cellular component: nucleus. The coding region runs from base 47 to 2695 and encodes 882 amino acids. Gene Ontology annotation, molecular function: GTP binding; GTPase activity; GTPase activator activity. The transcript has 19 exons.